AUGGCCGAAGUCGUUGGCCUUGUUGCCGCAGCAGGCCAAUUCGUUGAAGAGAGCAUCAAGAUCUACCAACUCUGCAAAAAAGUCGACGACAAAUUUAACGACGCACCCCAAGAGCUAAAAGUUUGGCGUAAUGAGAUCCUUAGCCUCAAACAUGUUAUUGACAGGAUUCACGACACACCUGUUCUCCAGGUCGAGGAUUUGAAAUUCACUAUAGCGCAGUGUACAUCUGUCAGCAACUCGCUUUUGGAGAUUUUCAAGAAUAUCGAGUUCAGUGAAACAGAAAAGUUCGGCCACAAGUCUUGGAGGGUUGUUGUGGCGCUCUCGAAGGAAGAAGAAAUCCGGAGCUUAUUUGGGCAGCUUGAACAGCUGAAAUCGACGCUGGAUAUCCAGUUGGGGGUCAUACACCUAAACCAAACAAACAAUGGCCUUGCUCAUGUAACCUCGCUGCUGGAAGGAAUGAAACUAUAUUUCCAGCCUGGCACGGACGAAGAUCGUUGUAUACAGGCCUUAUUCAUCACAGACCCUGUCAGCAACCGAGAAGGCCUAGUUACUACCAAAGGGAUCAGAACACCGGGGACAUUCGAAUGGAUACCAAAGACAGAAGAAUUUCGAGAAUGGAACGCAGCUCACCACGGACUUCUUUGGAUAUCCGGACCUCCUGGGAAAGGGAAGACUAUGAUCUCAAUCUUUCUUUCAAAACUGCUCGAAACAACAAAAAUCGAUGGCACUGUCAUAUGGUUCUUUUGCGAUGACAAGAACCAGUCGCGCAAUAGUGCUGUCAACAUCCUCCGUGGAUUGAUGAGCCAGUUGAUCCAGAAAUCCCCACGUUUAUUGUCAUACCUGCUUCCUACAUGGAAGACGCAGGGCAACACUCUUUUCGGCCCUGAAUCAUUCGAAACACUCUGGAGGAUAUUGAUUAGUAUGAUCGACUCACUGGGAAACACAGAGGUGUACUGUGUGCUUGAUGCUCUUGAUGAAUGUGACGAGACAUCCUUAAAACCCCUUCUCUUCAAAUUGAAAACCGUUUCGGAAUACCAAUCGAGCAACAAAAUAAAUACUCAACUAAAAGUUCUCAUCACAAGUCGCGAGCAGCCACAAUAUUUACCUCAAUAUCUCUCAACAUUUCCUCGGAUCGCCCUCGAUGAUUUGGAGGAUGAUAUUGGCCUCUACAUCUCGGAGAAGGUUGCCCACCUAGCAAGAGCGAAGAGCAUACAGGGAUCCCCUCUCCAAGACCACAUUGAGAGAUCAUUUCGAUCCGGCGCGGAAGGAACUUUUCUCUGGGUGAGUUUCAUGAUCAAGGAUAUGGGGCCCAAGACACUGCAUGAGAUCGAAAGGUCUCUGGAUCAACUUGCUCGCGGUCUCUACGCCAUCUACGAGAGGAUUAUCGCCCAGAUAACACCAGAAGGCCGAGUAAUCGUCACCGAUAUCCUAACUUGGAUAUUGUUCGCUAAUCGUCCCCUGUCGAUUCCUGAGCUUUGUGAUGCAGUCCCUAUCGAGCCUACAAAGACACUGACCCGGGAGCAAGUUUGCUUGAGUUACAUACAGUCAUGCGGACAUCUUCUUCAGCUCAAGCAUUGGGUGUUCAAUCCACAUGGAAAAGAAGAUAUCAUAAAGUGGAUUGUCUAUGCUCCGUCAGCCAUCCAACUUGUGCAUGGCGCCGAGAAUUUCACCGUUGAGGGCCACGAAGGCUUGUUAAGCUCACUCAUUGUCACGUUCGUCCACCAAAGCGCAAAAGACUUUCUCCUUGUCGGAUCUGUGGAUAGCCACGCAGCAUUUCCGGCUUUCGAUAGCUAUAAAGGACAUACACUCAUUCUAAACCGGCUCAUGUCGCUCUUGAACGAACAUCUUUCCAAAGAGGACAGUGACAAGAUAGCUACUUUCGGCAAAAGCCCUCUUGUCUCGUACGCUGUUCAUACUUGGAGUUAUCACAUCCGUGAGCUAGGCGAUAAUAUUGAAACAAUACUGGAUAAUCACGAGUCUUUCUUUGCUAAAAAGUCAAAACUUCGAGAUAACUGGUGGUGGCAUUCCUGGUGGCAAAGUGCCUUUAGUGGAGUUGACAAACGCAAGUUAUGCAAAGAUAUAUCAGUUCUCCAUGUUGCCUGUGAACAAGAUCUUUACUUUUUGGCAAAGGCCUGGCUUCUGCCGAGAAAUGCACUGUUAAGACUGAGACGGAAAAGAGAGAUUAAUUCACGAUGGGCACUUACAGGCGAGACACCGCUUCAUGCAGCGGUUUUGAAGCAAUCGUAUCGCAUCGUGGAACUCUUAUUGAACUGCGGUGCCGAAGUUGAUAUUGAAAACGGUUAUAUGAAAACACCUCUCCAUGUCUCAAUUCAUUUUUCUCCUGAAGCGGACUGGAAGAUAUUCCACUUGCUGUCAACAUCUAAGGCGGGGAUUCAGACGAUCAAGAAUGAAGCAAAGUACGAGAGUACGCGAGCUCUAAGACCAGAGUUACUUAUUCACCUGGCAGCUGCACAAGGCAGUGCGGACAUAUGCAAAGAGCUCGUCGAGAAGUAUAAGUACGACAUCGAAUGGAAGACCUACGAUGGACUUACACCGUUACAAGUAGCUCUGAUGGGUAGACACUUGGGUCUUGCCAAAAUCAUGGUAACACGUUGGAGUGCAGCUUUACCUUCUGAGAUUGGCUCAUUCAGGGCUGUCAUACAUGCUUUACCAGCAAAUGGAGAUUCACUGGUAGAAGGGUUCAAGUUGCUCACCGAAGCCUGGGGGUUCGACAUAAACGCAUCCGACCACCUCGGUAAUACCAUCUUCCACGACCCAAACUACGACUUGAUUCCCGUGCUUCGGGCAAUAGAAAUUUGCGAUCUCAAAAUCGACUGGGAUAAGAAGAACUCUUUGGGCCAGACCUUUCUGCAUUGCAAUUUCAAUUGGCUAACGGAUCCUGUCCUAUUGUCAACUUUCCUCCAACAUUCACAAUCGGGUGUCAACACCUGCGAUCUUCAAGGUCGUUCACCUAUCUCUAUGUACUUUAUCACAAAUCUUGGUCUCAUUAUCUCUGAGAAAAGAGGAGCCGUGGAUGUGCGAACACCUCUGGACUUUGGGGCGGAUCGUUACUUGGCGGAUAAUGAAGGAAGAACGGCGCUUGGGGUCACUUCGAGUUAUCUGGAGUCGAUUCGGGAACAAAACCAUCCCGCCGAAUCUCUAAUUCAUAUUGAGGAGUCGAUUGAACUUUGGACGAAUUAUACAACCGUCGCGAUUGAUGUUUGCCAAGUCGAUUUACGGCUGAACCAGAAGAGCAAUGUUGGCAGCAAGGCAGAGUUUUAA
Messenger RNA from Fusarium redolens, 3282 nucleotides. RefSeq lists its product as uncharacterized. The transcript has 2 exons. Lineage: Eukaryota; Fungi; Ascomycota; Sordariomycetes; Hypocreales; Nectriaceae. Gene Ontology annotation, molecular function: protein binding. Bases 1 to 3282 code for a protein of 1093 amino acids. The record is from RefSeq and is a predicted model, not a curated record.